Molecule: messenger RNA, 2944 nt
Organism: Asparagus officinalis (garden asparagus)
Lineage: Eukaryota; Viridiplantae; Streptophyta; Magnoliopsida; Asparagales; Asparagaceae
Product: protein BPS1, chloroplastic-like
Exons: 2
Coding region: 1568-2620 (350 amino acids)
Source: RefSeq, a predicted model, not a curated record
GGAUCUUUCUUUAGGGUUUCUAAUUUUUAUUCUAAAUGAUUUUUUUCUCCAUUUUUGCUUCUUGAAUUUUGUCUUCAUCAUCAAUUAUUCAAUCAAGUUUGCUGGAAUGUUAUAGCUUGUGUGGCGGUUGAAUCAUGCUCUGCAGUUUCUUCAACUCGCCCAAUUAUUUGGGUUUUUGUUUGGUAUUGUUUGGUAGAAAUUCAUUUUCUUGAAUUUUCUGUGUUCUGCUGCCUUAUAGUAUAUCUACAAUACGUUCAAAACCUCAAAGCUACUCCGUUAGCAAGAAAAUUUUGUUUUUCUUUAAUUCCUCCUUUUGUCAUGGUUCAUAAUUAAGAAAUUAAUUGGAUCAAGAAGUCCACAAACUAAUAACAAAAUUAUAUCACAACGAAAAAUCUCCCAAGAUGGCUGUUAAACUGAUAAAUAAGCAAUGGUUUUUUAAAUAAAUUUUUAUUAAUUAAAUUUUUAUUAAAAAGAUUUUUUUUUUGUUUUGCUAAGCAGAGUCUAUAUGAUCUAAUAAUUCGUUAUACACUUUCUUUUAGUGCCGGAUCAUAAGUAAACUGACCUAGUUUAAUUAUUUCAUGACGAGAAUAAUUAUUUGAUAAAGGAUUACUAUGAAUCUAGACUCAUCUGUGGACUUACCGUUGAGGGAGAUAACGAGUUGCUUCUUCAAGGAGGAAAGACUACAAAUCUUACUGCAACUUUUGGAUUUUAUCUACGUUUAGAACACCGCUGAGGGUUUUGAGGGCUGUAUAAGGAUGACUUUUAACCUUUUCUUCAGGUAACAAGUGUCUGCAGUAUUGUAGCAUAAACAUGGAAGAUAUAACGAUAGAUGUGCUUUGAUCAGUACUUGUCUCUAUCCAUGAGAGGUUUCAGAGAGAUAAUCACCAAAAGAUGGAUUACAUGAGAGCAGAAGAAAUUUUCAUAACAGACCUAUUUCAAAAUUUAAUUCUAAAAAUCGACCAAAUCAACUUUUAUUUACUGAAACUGACUCAGUUUCUGGCCACGUCAGCAUCAUGGCAAAAAACUGGGUCGGGUUAAAAAAUUGAACUUCUAAUUAGUCGGGGUUGUCAAGCUUUUCCAUUACGAGUGGAUUGAGUGUAGGCAAACCCCAAGCAAAAGUGAUCGGGGUUGGGAACUCGACCAAAAUGGUUGGGUUGCCAACCCCGUUUAUUUAGCAACCAUGUAGAUUGCCAACCCCGGUCAAUCUCCGUCGUCGUCGCCUGGUAGCAGCCAUCACCAUCAUGAGCUCCCAACAACACUGGAGGGCCCCACCACUAUAGUCGGUUGUCCUAGGCCUAAGCCCCGAGGAGAUCGCCUUCGCUACUGACAGCGCCUUCCUCAAGUACUCCUCUUCCUCCUCAUCAUCGCAGCCGGCGAGAAGAGGCGGCGGUGUGGCUAUCGUGUGGUUCAAAAACGACCUCAGGAUUCUCGACAACGAGGCUUUGGUGAGAGCCUGGUCUUGCUCCUCUGCACUGCUCUCGGUCUACUGCGCCGAUCCUCGCUGCUUCUUCGGCACCACUCAUUACUUCAGCUUCCCCAAGACAGGAGGGCCUGAAUCUGAGUCAAAAUGAGUCAGCCACAUGAUGGGCAUCGAACCUUUUUACCUUUUGGAAAUCCUUUUCGGAUGAUCUUCCCUAAGAGAUCCUACCUGUCCCCAGAGCUUGUUGCGCUACGUACUUCUUUCGAGCAGACAUUGGCUGAAAGUUUGAGGAAACUCAAGCCUAAAGAUAUCUCAGAUAUUUGUAGCUUAUCAUGGUUGAGGCAUGCAAUGAGCUUUUUGUCUGAGACCCAUAAUAACAUAAAAAGUUUGAUUACUGAUCUUGAGCUCCCUGUUUCACACUGGCAAGAGAAGUGGAUAGACAUAUACUUGGACAGCAGUAUAAAAUUGCUUGAUAUUUGCACUGCAUUUAGCUCGGAGCUCUCCCGAUUGGAUCAAGGCCAGGUGUUGCUACAAUAUCUCUUGCAUGCUUUAAACUCAUCAAGGGAUUCUUCCCAGCAGGUCAAGAAGACUGAGACCACUCUUUCUGAAUGGAUGCAGCAGAUUGAGUCAAGAAGCCCCAAGCUAGAAGAUUGUUUUUCAAUCUUACAGGGUCUUGCUGGAACUGUCUAUUCAUCAAAAAUCAAGAACUCGGACAAAGGGAAAGUACUGAUGCGGGCCUUAUAUGGAGUUAAGGUUGUGACUGUAUUUGUGUGCAGUGUCUUGACAUCGGUUCUUUCUGGUUGCUCGAAACCAUUGAUAACAUUGGUUGUGCCAAAUAAGUACUUGUGGGCUGAAGCCUUCAAUGACUUGCAAGCUGAUGUUUUAAAGGAAAAUAUUAGCCACAUAUCCAGAGAAAAGGCAACUGUGUUGAGAGAACUGGGAGCUGUUGAAAACUGUGUGAAAAGACUGUGUGCUUUGAUCAACACUGUUGAUGAGAAGGAAGAAGAAAUGUGGCAUGAUUCUGUUUCAGAAUUGGCCGAGGCAGCAAAGUUGCUAUCACUUGGGUUAGAUGAUCUCUCGAAGCAAGUGGAUGACUUUUUCCGGAUUGUUCUGAUGGGUCGUGAUGCUUUACUUAGCAACCUUAGAGUCUCUGAUGACGUAACAAUGCAAGAAAGCGGUGAUGAGGUUGCAAGAGUAUAGCAUGAUUAUCAAGAAACUGCAUGUAUUUCUGAUAAGUAGAUAUAGGAAAUGACCCGGGGAGUUUUCUCAAGGAAAUGACAUGGGGAGAUAUUAAUCAUCUGUUAUCGUUUGCCAUUUUCAGUCGAUUGUGCGUGUAUGUUUAAGCGUGUCAAGUGUAUUGACUGCAAUUAUUGUAGUAAAUCGCAUGUUUGCAUCUUUUCCUGCUUUAGUAGGUGUAUAUGCAUUAUUUGUAGUUUGUUGCAUCCACAUUACUGUGUGUAUCUGUGUGCAUGCAAUAAUAGUCUACCACAGACAGUUGUGAUUUAUAUAUUUGCAUCUCUAUUC